Trichoderma aggressivum f. europaeum is the source of this 375-nucleotide messenger RNA. RefSeq lists its product as uncharacterized. The coding region runs from base 1 to 375 and encodes 124 amino acids. The transcript has a single exon. Lineage: Eukaryota; Fungi; Ascomycota; Sordariomycetes; Hypocreales; Hypocreaceae. The record is from RefSeq and is a predicted model, not a curated record.
AUGCCUGUGGCCUUGCUGGUGAUGAUAUUCAACGUCUGCUCAACUGACCAGAAACCAACAGGAACGUCGGUAGCAAAACAUGUAACACGUAUUCUGCAGCGUGGAUACUCGGCGUCGUACGGGCUAGCAACUGGAAUGGAGGCGCUACUAUGCCGAGUCCCGCCCAGCGUAGCCAACGGCCAGGAUGACAUUGAUGACAGCGACAGCGACGCGAGACAGUUGCUGUUCCCUCGCGGUGCUCCAUACAAAGAAAUCAGAUCGCACAAGGAUGGAGCCGCGCUUGCGCCGUCACUACCGACCGCUGGGCCGCUGCGGCAAUCGCUCGGGAUUGUUGAGAUGCAACUUGUGGUGAUGGCCGGGGACUCUGAAGUUUGA